UGAAGGGUGCGCGUUCCCGUGGCUGUGCACCGGGUAGGUCUCAGUCAGAGUCACUAUGGCGGCCGGCGCUGGCAAGGUCGGAAAGUUUCCUGCCUCGUCCGGCACAGCCUGAGUUUGCCCCACCGGCCGCGAGUGGUGGAGGCUGCGGCGGACCCAGCCCGGGGCCUCCAGGCCUCUUCUCCAACCUCCGGGCCAGUCUCCCUCCCCCACCUCUUCGUCCGCUUGGAGCUGCGGCUGCAGUCCCUGAGAUGCGACCCUCGCGGGGGCGACCCUGAGGGGAGGCGGCCCGUGUGCUGAGCAGCAUCCAAGAGCCCAGGCGUUCAGGGAUCAACUUCCCGCCGGCCGGGACCCCCGAGCCUCCCUGGGGUGGUGCCUUGCUCGGUCCGCACCGGCCUGCGGAGCCGGGUCCCCGCCCUGGUCGCGGGGACGCCCGCCAGGUGCCCGGGAAUCCCGACUUGGCCGCGCCCCCGCCGGCCCGCACGCCUCGUGCCAAGGACCCUCGCCACUGCCUCCUCGGCUUGUGCCCUGCCAGGGACCCCGUGCCUGCUCCCGGGGCGGCCUCCGCGCAGCAGGGGCAAUGCAGACUGUCCCGCUGGCCGUCUAGAACCCUUCUCCGCCCUCUGUCCCCUUCACCACCGAGACCCUCGAGGACGGGCGGUGGCCACCCAGAGGUGCUUGGCUAUACCUUCCUGUUGCCCGAAAGGAUUUUCUUGGCCGCACCGAACCGACCCUUCCUUCAUGCUGCAGUGCUGCAACGUUUCCGCCACUAAGGGGGAAAAACGGCCGCGAUCUCAAACAAAACACAAGAAUUGGUGUGUGACUCAUCUGCUUGGAUACCUCCAGUCCCCAAACUGUCUUCCAGGAGUUUUCUUGGCCGAAGCUGCCUGAUGUUUGAGCCUUUUCUUCCCAGGGAAGAAGAUGGACUGAAAGCUGCCAGUUGGGGACUUUUUGUGAGCAGGGCGCUGCUGGGUUUUGAAGGAGGUGAUGGGGCUUGCGCUGGCUUGUCUUCCCACCCAAGUGAAGAGUUGUUGAUUUUCACUGGUUAUGCUUAGACAAUGCGUAGUUUGUUUUAAUUUAGAAUUUUGGGGUGGAUAAGGGUAUAGGCUUGUGAAGGGCAGUCCGGAUCCGGAGGAACUCCUCUUUGUCCCUGGUAGGAGGGAUACCCCCAGUCUGUCCUCGAUGCCGUCAGCCUUGGCCAUCUUCACUUGCCGCCCGAACUCGCACCCGUUUCAGGAGCGUCAUGUCUACCUGGACGAGCCCAUCAAAAUCGGCCGCUCGGUGGCCCGCUGUCGACCAGCGCAGAAUAAUGCCACCUUUGAUUGUAAAGUGCUGUCAAGGAAUCAUGCUCUCGUCUGGUUUGAUCACAAGACGGGCAAGUUUUAUCUCCAAGACACUAAAAGUAGUAAUGGUACCUUUAUAAAUAGCCAGAGAUUGAGUCGAGGCUCUGAAGAAAGUCCACCAUGUGAAAUUCUUUCCGGUGACAUUAUCCAGUUUGGGGUAGAUGUGACAGAGAACACGCGGAAAGUUACCCAUGGGUGUAUUGUUUCCACGAUAAAACUUUUUCUACCAGAUGGUAUGGAAGCCCGGCUCCGCUCAGAUGUCAUCCAUGCUCCAUUACCAAGUCCUGUUGACAAAGUUGCUGCUAACACUCCAAGUAUGUACUCUCAGGAACUAUUCCAGCUUUCUCAGUAUCUACAGGAGGCCUUACAUCGGGAACAGAUGUUGGAACAGAAGUUAGCCACGCUUCAGCGGCUACUAGCCAUCACCCAAGAGGCUUCAGAUACCAGUUGGCAGGCUUUAAUAGAUGAAGAUAGACUCUUAUCACGGUUAGAAGUUAUGGGAAACCAAUUACAAGCAUGCUCCAAAAAUCAAACAGAAGAUAGUUUACGGAAGGAACUUAUAGCAUUACAGGAGGAUAAACACAACUAUGAGACAACAGCCAAAGAGUCCCUGAGACGAGUUCUUCAGGAGAAAAUUGAAGUGGUUAGAAAACUUUCAGAAGUUGAGAGAAGUCUGAGUAAUACUGAAGAUGAAUGUACCCACCUGAAAGAAAUGAAUGAACGGACUCAGGAAGAAUUAAGAGAAUUAGCCAAUAAAUAUAAUGGAGCAGUUAAUGAGAUUAAAGAUUUAUCUGAUAAAUUAAAGGUAGCAGAGGGAAAACAGGAAGAAAUCCAACAAAAGGGACAAGCCGAGAAAAAAGAAUUACAACAUAAAAUAGAUGAAAUGGAAGAAAAAGAACAGGAACUUCAGGCAAAAAUAGAAGCUUUGCAAGCUGAUAACGAUUUUACUAACGAAAGGCUAACAGCUUUACAAGUACGGUUAGAACAUCUUCAGGAGAAAACUCUUAAAGAAUGCAGCAGCUUAGGGAUACAAGUUGAUGACUUCUUACCUAAAAUAAAUGGGAGCACAGAAAAAGAGCACUUGCUUUCAAAGAGUGGCGGGGACUGCACUUUUAUUCAUCAAUUCAUAGAAUGCCAGAAGAAGCUGAUCGUUGAGGGGCAUCUAACCAAAGUGGUAGAAGAAACAAAGCUUUCAAAAGGUUUGUUUUCUGGUUUUUCUGUGGCUCUUUUAGAUAAUGAAGGAAACCAGGCAAAAGCAAAGGAAUCUGAUUUAUCAGAUACUCUGAGUCCAAGCAAGGAAAAAAGCAGUGACGAUACUACAGACGCCCAAAUGGAUGAGCAAGACCUAAAUGAACCUUUUGCUAAAGUGUCUCUAUUAAAAGAUGACUUGCAGGGUGCACAGUCAGAAAUUGAGGCAAAACAAGAAAUUCAGCAUCUUCGCAAGGAAUUGAUUGAAGCCCAGGAAUUAGCUAGAGCAAGUAAACAAAAAUGCUUUGAACUUCAAGCUCUUUUGGAAGAAGAAAGAAAAGCCUAUCGAAAUCAAGUUGAGGAAUCCACUAAACAAAUACAGGUUCUCCAAGCCCAACUGCAGAGAUUACACAUUGAUAUUGAGAAUCUCCGGGAGGAGAAGGACAGUGAAAUCACAAGCACUAGAGAUGAAUUGCUUAGUGCCCGAGAUGAAAUUUUGCUCCUUCACCAAGCAGCAGAAAAGGCUGCCUCUGAGCGAGACACUGACAUUGCUUCUUUACAAGAAGAGCUUAAGAAAGUGCGAGCUGAGCUUGAGCGGUGGCGGAAAGCAGCAUCUGAGUAUGAGAAGGAAAUCACAGGUCUGCAAAAUAGUUUUCAGCUUCGAUGUCAACAGUGUGAGGACCAGCAGAGAGAGGAAGCAACAAGGUUGCAAGGUGAACUAGAGAAGUUGAGAAAGGAAUGGAAUGUAUUGGAAGCUGAAUGCCAUUCUCUAAAAAAGGAAAAUGUUUUGCUAUCAUCAGAACUGCAGCGGCAAGAAAAAGAAUUGCACAAUUCUCAGAAGCAGAGUUUAGAGCUUACCAGUGAUCUCAGCAUCCUUCAGAUGACUAGGAAAGAGCUUGAGAAUCAAGUGGGAUCCUUGAAAGAACAGCAUCUUCGGGAUUCAACUGAUUUAAAAACUCUUCUCAGUAAGGCUGAAAACCAAGCAAAGGAUGUACAGAAAGAGUAUGAAAAGACACAGACUGUACUCUCAGAACUGAAGUUGAAGUUUGAAAUGACUGAGCAGGAAAAGCAAUCAAUCACAGAUGAGCUCAAACAAUGUAAAGACAACCUGAAGCUGCUUCGAGAGAAAGGAAAUAAUCCUUCCAUAUUACAACCCGUCCCAGCCGUAUUCAUCGGCCUAUUCCUGGCUUUCCUGUUUUGGUGUUUCGGUCCAUUGUGGUAGAGAAAGAAACCCUGGCCCUGGAUGCCCAUGUUGGCGGCCCUGGUUGCGGUGACAGCCAUCGUGCUGUACGUGCCAGGUCUGGCCAGAGCUUCUCCAUGAGAGCGUUUCUUGAGUCUGUACACCGUCCUCCCUCUAGAAGCUGGCAUCACACUCAUGCUGGGGACAAACAGAACCAUUUUCUUCCCUUUUACCUCUUAAAACAGCAGAAGUGCAAGAAUACAGCUAUAGGGUCAUUGCUUUAAAUUAUAUAAAAUGUAUCUGUCUAUAAAGAGGAUAUAAAAUUGUGACUUUAUUCUACUGUAAGCAAUAAUUUGCUUGCAAUUUUUCAUGUAAUUUUUUAAUUAGUUUGUUGAGAUUCUGAAUAUUAUGGUGGCCUAAAGUAGGCUUCUUGGUACACCAAAUUAUUUAUAACAUUAAAUUUAUGGGUAUUUUACCCCUAAUUCUGAUGGCCAGAUAAUUCAUUUUUCUGAUUCAAAAACUACCCAAACCAAACAACCAAUUCAUACAUGGGAAAAGAGGCCCUGUGUGCUCAGUGCCUAUCAGUUUGAAAUAUAUACACAUAUAUAUAUUUUUUACAUAUUUACGCCAUUUUUACUUGUUAUAAAACCACUGAGCUAUUGGGAACAAGAACUUAGAGACAACUAUUUGCGUGAAUUUUUUUUUUUUUUAAAGGAAAAAUACAUUUGGAAAAUAUUCUGUUAUAGUGAUAAUUUGGGGCAUAUGUGCACGCUUAUUCAGCCUUAAUGUGACUUGAAGAUGUGGAGGACAUCACUUUGAAAAACUUUCCAUGAGAGUGUGUAUUUUCUUGAGCAAACUAAAGUAUUUCUGGGAGCAAAAACAUAGCAAUUACACAAUUUCAGUGCAGUCAACCAAACUGUUGAGUCAAUUGGAAUGUAAUUUAUUAAACCUCAUGUAUUUAAAGAGAUAUUUUCUUUAAAAGCCAAGUUACUUCCUCAUAUACAGCAUUUUAGGAAGCAUGAUUUUUUUUCUAUCAUCUGUUCCUCCAAGCAUGUUAAUUGAAGAAAGAAUUAAUAUCUCUUUGGAUGAGCUUUUAUUGACUUAAUUCAGUUAUGAUGUUUUGGAGCUAAUUCAUGUUUGAGAUGAGCUGUUGUUACCUACCAACAUAUUUCCUGGUUGGGUAUUCAAAUGGUUAUUUUCUUUUUAUUGUUGUUAAUUGGGACUUUCUGUUAAUGAGAAGCACUGUUCCUAAGAUUAAUACUGUUCCAUGCACAAUGAAGCACCUAAACACUGCUUGAUGUUAUCAAUUUAAAACACAGAAGUGAAAGUUUAGCUAUGGUUUUGUGCAGCACCAUAGUUAUGUCAAUGAAAUUUAUUUAGGUCAUAGAAUAUCCUAAAGUAUCGCACAGUUAAAAUUUUCAGUCAGUGAAGACUGGGAGGUAAUGUCAAUGAAUUGGCUUGAAUGUUCUGUGGCAAUCCACAGAUCUUGCCAGAUAUUGAAAUAGGAGUUUAGGGUAUAAUUUGCCUUGUGAUGUUUGGCAGUCAUUCUUUAUACUUUAAACGUUAUGUUUUAAGCUAUUUGGGUUGCUGUUGGGAGGAUCACUAGAUUUAUGGAGGAAUUAGUCACAAAUGACUUGCAGAAAAUACUGUCAUAUAGUUCAUUUCAUCAUUUUCUGUUGCAGGAAGCCACUCCACCACAGAAUGCUAAUAUGCCAGUGGUACCCAGUACCUCUUGUACAUAGGUUAUUGCAAAUAUUGUUCUGAAAUGCUUAACUUCAGAAUUACAUUUUUUAAAGUAAAUAAUUGUUUUAAAUCUAUUUUGUAAAGAUAUAAAAUACAAUAGAAUUUCUGGAGUACAGAUUAAACUAUUUGCACUAACACACGUGAUGUGCAUGAUUUAAUAAAAUAAUUUACUCUCCCUA
This is a messenger RNA of Cynocephalus volans (Philippine flying lemur), 5630 nucleotides long. RefSeq names its product sarcolemma associated protein (gene SLMAP). The transcript is spliced from 25 exons. Gene Ontology annotation, molecular function: protein binding. The coding region runs from base 1180 to 3750 and encodes 856 amino acids. Lineage: Eukaryota; Metazoa; Chordata; Mammalia; Dermoptera; Cynocephalidae. Gene Ontology annotation, cellular component: acrosomal membrane. Gene Ontology annotation, biological process: single fertilization; protein localization to plasma membrane; regulation of membrane depolarization during cardiac muscle cell action potential. The record is from RefSeq and is a predicted model, not a curated record.